AUGGCGUCGCGUCCUCAGAAUGUCGGCAUCCUCGCCAUGGAGCUCUACGUCCCACCCAGCUUCGUCUCCCAGACGGAGUUGGAGGUGCACGACGGCGUGAGUGCGGGCAAGUACACCAUCGGGCUGGGGCAGGACGAGCUCGGGUUCUGCUGCGACCAGGAAGAUGUCAUCUCCAUGAGCCUGACUGUUGUCCAGCGGUUGCUAGAGCAGAACGGGUUGGAUCCAACCCGCAUAGGGCGGCUGGAGGUGGGCACAGAGACGGUGAUCGACAAGAGCAAGUCCAUUAAGACUGCCAUCAUGACUCUCUUCGAGGCCAGCGGCAACGCUGACGUGGAGGGUGUUGAUUCGUGCAACGCGUGCUACGGUGGCACGGCGGCGCUGCUGAACAGCGUCAACUGGGUGGAGGGGUCGUCGUGGGACGGCCGUUUUGCCAUCGUUGUUGCCGUUGACAGCGCUGUGUACGCAGAGGGUCCAGCGCGGCCCACAGGGGGAGCAGGUGCAGUGGCGAUGCUGGUGGGACCAGACGCGCCUCUGGCAUUCGAGAGUGGGCUGGCGGGCAGCUAUGCCGCGCAUGCAUACGACUUUUACAAGCCCAAGCUCGCCAGCGAGUACCCUGUGGUGGACGGGAAGCUGUCUCAGACUUGCUACACCAAGGCGCUUGACCACUGCUACCAACGCUUCUGUGAAAAGUAUGCCAAGAAGCAUGGCGCUGCGUUCUCACUGGCUGACACUGAAUCCGUGGUCUUCCACUCGCCGUACAACAAGCUGGUGCAGAAGAGCCUGGCACGGCUGGUGUUCAACGAUGUGAAGAGGGGAGUGAGCAGUGCGUAUCUGGGUGCAGGGGAGGCGGAGGCACUGCAGCCGUUUGUGGGGCUCGAGGAGGAGAAGAGCCUCGUGGAUAGAGACUUGGAGAAGGCGGCCAUGCGGGUGGCAGGGCCGGUGUACAGCAGCAAGGUGGGCCCCUCCACGCUCGUGGGCAAGCGGGUGGGCAACAUGUACUGCGCCUCGCUCUAUGGCAGCCUCGCAUCCCUGCUCGCACAGCAGGGGCAGCAACUGGAGGGCCGUCGCAUUCUGCUCUUCUCGUAUGGCUCUGGCCUCAUGUCGACUCUCUUCUCGCUGACCGUGCGCCAAGCGGCUGAACCCUUCUCCCUCGCCACACUCGCUGCUCAUCUGGACGUGCACCAGCUGCUGGAGUCUCGCACCAAGUACUGGAUGGACGAGACUUACCUAUGGAACGCGUUCGCGUCCACGGGCCAGGUUGCAAACGCGAAAAUUAUUCGCAAUAGGGCAACAGGGCAGCCCGAGGGGUACGGGUUCGUGGAGUUCACGACGCAUGCAGCAGCGCAGCAGGCGCUAGCGACCUACCAGGGCACGCCCAUGCCUCAGGCGGAGCAGCAACCCUUCCGCAUCAACUGGGCCGCGUUCGGCGCUGGGGAUAAGGGUGGCGGCCGCCCAGCGGACGGGCAGGAGUUCUCCAUAUUCGUGGGCGACCUAGCCCCAGACGUCAACGACUAUCUGCUCUGCGAGACCUUCCGCUGCCGCUACGGCUCAGUGAGAGGCGCCAAGGUGGUGGUGGACAAUGUGAGUGGGCGCACCAAGGGCUAUGGCUUUGUGCGAUUCUCCUCAGAGGAGGAGCGGGACCGUGCGUUGCACGAGAUGAACGGCCAGAUGUGCUCCUCCCGCCCCAUGCGCAUCAGCGUCGCCACUCCCAAGAAGCCAGGAGCUCCUGGGCAAGGUGGUGCGCAGGGCGGGCAAGGGGGAGGUGCGAGGGCAGGCCCCCAGCCCCAGCCGCAGGGACCAGGGGGGGAGGACGACCCUACCAACACCACGAUCUUUGUCGGAGGGUUGGACCAGAGUGUGACGGACGAGCAGCUGAGGGCGGUGUUUGGGCCGUGGGGCGAGCUGGUAUACGUGAAGAUCCCAUUCGGCAAGGGCUGUGGCUUCGUGCAAUUCCGACACCGAUCGCAGGCAGAGGAGGCGUUGAGGAACAUGCAUGGCACGGUCAUUGGGCAGCAGUCUGUGCGGCUCUCGUGGGGGCGCAAUCCCGCCUCCAAGCGCACCUCGACAUACCCUUCGCAAGGCUCUCAGUGGCAGCAGCCGCAGCAGCAUGAUCCUAAUGCAGCAGGUGGCUGGGGCGCUGCUGCCGGUAGCACUGGUUACUAUGGAGGUUACAGUGGUUACGAUGCUUCAGGGGGCUACAACCAGGGGGCAUAUGCUUCAUAUGGUGGAUAUGGAGGUUAUGGGGGCUACGGACAGCAACAGGCUUGGCCUCAAGCUCAAGCUGCUCCAGCGGCAGCGGCAGCAUCCCCCGCCACAACACCAGCACCACAAAGUGCAGCAGCAGCACCGGCUUCUGGGUUUGCAGCUGGAGUGACCCCAGAACCCUUCGAUCCCCUGCGUGCCCCUGACGUGGACAAGAUGAACGCUCAAUACAUGGCAAAGCAUGAGGGGUCUCUCGUGCCUCAUCAUGUCUGGUUCAAAAUGCCAGAAUCAGCAACUGCGUAG
Closterium sp. Yama58-4 is the source of this 2505-nucleotide messenger RNA. The record is from the annotation of a GenBank genome assembly. Lineage: Eukaryota; Viridiplantae; Streptophyta; Zygnematophyceae; Desmidiales; Closteriaceae.